AUGAUUAAGAAGAUACUAGGUUCUAAGCAAACCUUUGGGCUAGCUGGAUAUGAGGAACAAGACAUUCUUCAAAUGGACAAGUUUCGUAUAAAGAAUGUAUACCAGAGACUCAGAGGAGACAUGCCAAAUGUAGAGUGGAGAAGAUUGACUUGUAAUAACCAUGGAUUGCCAAGGUGGAAGUUCAUUUUGUACUUGGCCAUUCAUGGAAGAUUACUGACCAAGGAUAGGAUUGCAAAGUGGGCAACUGUGAAUGAGCCUUCCUGCCCUCUAUGUUGUUCAGUUGAUGAAUCCUUGAACCACUUGUUUUUUACAUGUCCUUAUUCAUCUAUUGUGUGGGGAAAGAUGCUAGCUUGGCAAGGUAUAAUCCGAACACCGGCAGACUGGAGUGCUGAAGUUGUAUGGGCUAUAGGACAGGCAAAAGGCAGGUCAGUGAAAGCUAUCCUGUAUCGGAUAGUUCUUGCAUGUUGUCUAUACUUCGUGUGGCAGGAGAGGAACUUUAGACUACACCAGCGGAAAAGAAGAGAACCCGAGGUUUUGCUGAGGCAGAUUGCACAGGAAGUCCACUGUAGAGGAUCCUUACUUCCUAGGUUGCACAGUCGAUUGGCUGAGCUUAGUUACUAUCCAUAG
Lycium ferocissimum is the source of this 627-nucleotide messenger RNA. RefSeq lists its product as uncharacterized. The record is from RefSeq and is a predicted model, not a curated record. The transcript has a single exon. NCBI's taxonomy places the organism in Eukaryota, Viridiplantae, Streptophyta, Magnoliopsida, Solanales, Solanaceae. The coding region runs from base 1 to 627 and encodes 208 amino acids.